AUGUGUGGAACGAAUGUGGACCUGUCAAACGAAGGGAGCGGGUGUGUCAAUCAGCUUGGUGGGGUGUUUCUGAACGGGAGGCCGCUUCCAGCAUAUAAAAGGAGGAAGAUGAUCGAACUGGCAUCGGAAGGUGUGCGCCCAUGCGAGAUCUCCAGAAUUCUGCAGGUGUCAAAUGGCUGCGUCAGCAAGAUUUUGAGCAGGUACCACAAAACCGGCCUCCUGGACCCGAAGGCGACCGGAGGUAGUAGACCUCGACUCCUCACCCCCGAAGUCAUCUCGAAAAUAAUCGAAUGCAAGACGAAAAACCCAACAACAUUCGCCUGGGAAAUCAGAAAAAAGCUCGCGGCCGAAAGAAUCUGUAAAUCGGCCAAAGUUCCCAGUGUAUCCUCUGUAAACCGAAUUCUCAGGAAAAUUCAACUCGACUCUGCGAUGUUGAGUGUGGAGAUUUCUGCGCACCACCCCAGAUACCCAGGUCUUCCAGUGGGGACCCCAACGCAGUCAGUAGUGAAGGAGAGGGAGGAGAUGGAGACAGUUGAGGUGAACGAGCUCCAGCCUCCCCGGCCCCAGCAUCGCAACCGCACCACCUUCACCCUGGGGCAGUGCAGAGUGUUAGAGCAAGAAUUCACACAGAGCCACUAUGCAGACAUGUUCACCAGGGAAAAACUGGCAUCUGAGAUCCAACUUCCAGAGGACACCAUCAAGGUGUGGUUCUCAAACAGAAGAGCAAAAUGGAGGAGGGAAGCCAAGUAUAAGAGCGGUGUCCACGGAGCACAUAGUGAGUGUGUGUAUUUUUGUUUAUUAUGGAUCCCCAUUUGCUGCAGCUAAGGCACCAGCUACUCUUCCUGGGGUCCAGCAACAUUAAGGCAGUUAAAAACUAUUUAAAAUAUUAAAUUUCAUUAUAUUUAAUAGCACUUUUCACAACACAUUAAGUGUGUUCCCUCAGAUACUACUCUACAAUCACAUCUCUACAGUACACAAUCCAUGUGUAUGGGUGUGUAGAGUGUGUGUCUUAUCAUGUGUGUGUGUGUGUGUCUCUUCACA
Molecule: messenger RNA, 1041 nt
Organism: Oncorhynchus mykiss (rainbow trout)
Lineage: Eukaryota; Metazoa; Chordata; Actinopteri; Salmoniformes; Salmonidae
Source: RefSeq, a predicted model, not a curated record